GAGGUUUUACGACAUCCACCUGUUUGUUCAGCGGCCGCAAAACGUCUGUAUCGACAACCCGUAACCUUUGACCUAGUGGGAACGAUUACACAACCAAACUGCCGGGUCUGAAUCUAUCAAGGUGGGAGUUGUGACAUGACCCCAGCUGACCCUGUGUGAUGCAGAAGGCCGUCCUGGAGCUGCUGGGUCCCUGCAGAGGCUGCAGCUUCACCAGACAGGCCGUCAGGAACUUCCACACAUCAAGGAACACAUUAGCCAAUUACUAUGAGCUUCUCCAGGUGCAAAGGGAUGCCAGCCCAGCAGAGAUCAAGGCUGCAUUCUUCAAAAUGUCUAAAAAGUACCACCCAGACAGCAAUCCCAACAACCCAGAGCUCCACAAACAGUUUGUCCAGCUGAACGAGGCCUACAGUGUGCUGAGUAAGAGUUUGGCCAGGAAACACUAUGACCAGAGCCUCCGCAUGGGGACAAAGUUCCAGACCAUCAAUGUUCCUCCCAGACCCAGGCCUGCCGACUACCCUUUUGGGCCUGGUGGAAGCUAUGGCCAUGGUCCAUUUGAACAAGGGAGAAGUCAGAAUAAAGACUACUAUUAUUAUGACUUUAAAGCAGCCAGAGAAGGAGGUGGUAAAAGAUACAGUGGUGCAACCAGCCAUACUAGGAUGAUGGCCAUCUGUCUAUCUGUACUGGGAGGGGGGUAUCUCCUCACUAUCUUUGUCUACAUAUUUGUGGUGAAGGGUUUUGUGUAUACACAAGUGCUGGAGCAGGACAGACAGGCCCGGCUGGCAUAUGCUAUGGCCAAGGAGAAUGCCAGGAAAUACACCAUGGAAGAGAAACUGGCCAAGUUGAAAAAGGCAUAUGAAGAGAAACAGCUAGCAAAGAAAAGUGGAAGAGUGGUUUAGGUAAUCAGAGCUGUGUUUGUAAUUUUCUUCAAUACCAAGAAGUUUUUCCGCACAAUUUUAUAGUAAGAUUAAAAUGUGUAAAAUUUUCAGUUAAGUUUUAAGUAAUUUUACCUAAAAAGUAUAGUUGGCUGCAAUUCUCUGAAUGAUUAUUGUGGGAAGUAAUGAAUACCAUGUAAAUAGAAUGUCCCAUGUUUUCAUAUGUAAUACAGAGACAGCAGUGUUGUAUUUCAAGAACAGAAACCCUUUCUAAAAGAUGGGUACUCACAGAGAGGCUUAGGCUAGUAAAUUGAUUUUAGAUCCUUAAACUGGUCUAUUGUUGGGGCAUUUUACAGGGAAAAAGCUCUAUUGAGCUGCUGCUUGGGGAUAUGGGGGACAUUUAUUUUUCUGAGCACAAUCCAAGGGAUUUCUACCCCAGCAGCAAGGCGCUUUGCUGGCUUAUUCUAUCAUUCCUCUGUCAUCUGGAACUGGAUCAAAAUGUCACUUUGCUAAGACUGGGAUGUGUGAAGUAAACGUGGACAAAGUCAGCCUGUUGGGGACUAGGCUUCUCUGUGGAAUUCACAGAAACAAAUACUUGGCAAGGCUUGGAGUAACCGGUGGCUGUUGUCUUUGAUUGAAACACCAGAGGUCAGGUGGGCCGAGUCUGGCACGGUGUAAACAAAGAAAGACACUUCAUCACGCCAGCAGCGAUUGUCAGGGGAUUUGUCCAAUAAGUUCCCACUUUGUGCACAGACUGCAGCCCAAUAAAGUUUCCAACACCUGUUGUGUGGGAGUGAAUAAA
Messenger RNA from Branchiostoma belcheri (Belcher's lancelet), 1674 nucleotides. RefSeq names its product dnaJ homolog subfamily C member 4-like. The transcript is spliced from 7 exons. NCBI's taxonomy places the organism in Eukaryota, Metazoa, Chordata, Leptocardii, Amphioxiformes, Branchiostomatidae. The record is from RefSeq and is a predicted model, not a curated record. The coding region runs from base 159 to 896 and encodes 245 amino acids.